GAAUGCCACUAUCCGACGUUCAGCAGAUAUUACACGACGCAACCGAGACCCUACAACCCGACACUGCGCCGUCCAUUCUAUCAGCUAUUCUCCACGUCUUUCUUCGUGAACGAUCACGACCGGCGGAUCCCGACUACAUUUCGAACGCAGCGUGCGCUGCCCUGCUGUCUGAGCGGCCUGAGCUGUACGACCUGCUUGAGAAUGCGGUGGCCACACAGCAGUACUCUGAUUUAUGGGAGUGUGACGCACUUGCGUUUCGUGACAAUGACCUACGAACUCGCCGCCCUUAUUACCCGUCGGAGCAGAAACUCGAAAGAGAAUUGGCCGACUUCCUUCACCGACAUCGCGGGACCAUAGCAACAUUUGCAAGAUCGCCUUGUCCAACCAAGCCGUGGAACCCCUCGCCACCCACCCCUCCUGGCUCUUCAUCUUCAGAGGACGACUUUAUAUCAGCACUUAACAUCCCUGAUACGAGCGCUGAGCGCCCUUGUCUACUGUUACACGAUCUUGGCCUCUCGGAACGCUCGGAAAGCUUGCGUCAGCGUAUCAACAACAUAUUCUGUCCACAACACCAUACCUUGUUCAUCAAUGCGUCCGGCUCAGGGAAAACUCGGCUGAUCUUCGAAGGUCUUACGCAGCAUUGGGGCUUCUACAUUCCCUCCGUGUAUAACAUAUCGACCUACAUAGGGUCGCAGGACAUGCACGAGUGCCUCACCAACAACAUGUCUCCAAAGCGUAAAUUCCAACCCUAUCCACCCUGGACGAAGUCGACGUUCGAUAAGAACUCAUGGGUCACGCGAAGCACCGUCUUACGCCUCCUACUAUCUCGCCUUAUCCUCUUUAAGGCCUUUUUGGACGAGCUUGAGGACACCUCGGCUCUCGAAUCUCGCCGUCGGUGGCUACUCUUCCAGGCGCUGACCAGCAAACACGGCCCUGUAGAUCUAUUCGAACAGGUCACUACAAUGGUCGACGAAGUUCCCGAAACCUAUGUCAAGCGCAUGCUCGAUGACAUCCUCCUCGACGUCAAGGCCAGAUGCGAUGGUCCACGCACGAACCUUUUCUGUGUGCUCGACGAUGCAGAGCGCGCAAACAAGGCUUUUCCGGGCGCCUUCGGUCCGGAGAGUUCCGCGCUACGCGAGAUAGCGCGCGCAUGGGAAGACUGCGAAGGAAUUACACUAAUUCUGGCGGGCACGAACAUCUGGGUGGACCCAUUCCGUCGCGAGGGGGAUCGAGAAUAUCGUAUCUGUACAGACACUGGUGCUUUCGAUACACCCGAGAGUCAGCGCGCCUACGUGACGCGCUAUCUACCUCCACAUCUCGCGCAUCUCGCAAACUCGACUGCAGUACGAGGCCUCUUGCAUCAAAUGUGGCAAUGGCUGCGCGGACGUUACCACUUCACGGAAGGCUUUGUUGCCGCUCUUCUGAUCUCGCGCUUCGAGCAGCCCCUUGUUCUUCUUAAAAGAUAUAUCUCGUACUUUGCAACCGUCACCCUUCCACGCGCCACGAUGUCGGAGCUUGACGAGCAACUUCCCGAGUUCGCUUCCGACGCGGUGUUUCUACAGGAGCCUUUUCGCUCCCUGAUAGUGAUGGAAGAUAGACAGUUAUUCUUCGCAGCCCAGUACACGCUCUUCAAGAUUAUGCUCCAAGGCGAAGACACUAUCAGAUUGACGGAGCUUUGUUACCACUUGGUCGCGCAAGAGCUGUCUAUAUUCAUCGACCCUUUUGGGACGGAGGCGGCUAUCUGCGAGCCAUGUGUGGUGCUGCCGUUGGUAGAGCCGGUUUUCCGCGAGCCCGGCAUUGUCAACGGCUUUUAUCCGGACGAACUUGCAUCCAUUUUCGAGAGCCCGCCAUCAUAUAGCACAUAUCACCUUGCGUUCAUCCCCGUGUUCGUGCAAGCGCUGAAGGAGAACCAAUACCGGCUGUGCGAUCUUUUCACCUUCCCAGGCGGAGGCCCCGAUUGGGCAACGCAGACGGCGGAGCUCGUGCGCGUCAAACAGAAGAACGGGAAGCUGUACACCGCCGUCUUCUCCAACUCGUUCUCCGCGAUGAAGCGCGACGACGCAUGGGCUACAGACUCGUCGGCGUGGCUUCAGCACGAGACCAGCGCGCCGUUCUGUCUCUCAUCUGACUUCAGCAACGCCGAGCUCAUCUUCGUCAUGCGUCUCUCCGAUGGCCGGUCGCUCUACGUCGUACUCACCACCGUGUUCAAGAGCGCGCGUGUCGAUCCCCCACUAGCCGGCAUUCAGGCGCGGCUUUCGCGAAUGACACCAAAUCAGAUCUUUCGGACCGCCCAGUCCCAAGCGUCGAAUGGCUUGCGCUUCGGCGACCUACCCAACCCAGUCAAGGAAGCUGGCAACCCACCCGUGCUGCGCCUCAUCGCGACCUUCCCAUUCGAUAUAGACAUCAACGACCUGAAGCGCGGUCGCGCCAAGCAGCCCAUUGCCACCGUCAACACGUCCGUCCUCCGCGACUACGCCGGCUCGUUCACUGUUGAGGACAUCGAGCGACGGCUCACGAGCGUCAUGACCGCGCCUCGGAAAGUCGACAGUGCUAAGCGCAAGCAGCCAGAUACGCCCGCCGCGGACGACGACGCAGAGGCGCAGCGCUACCACACUCGCUCCGUGACGAAGAGGCUGUCGGGCGCGCAGGACGUCCGCAGGAGCGUCCGACUGGUGCCAGUUACAGCGCCUAAGACCCCGAAGCCGCCCAAAAGGCAAGCGGUGCCUUCUCGAGCGCAGGCGGCGCCACCGAAGCGGAGAAGGACUUCCAAGCGCUAUUGAUUCUCUACUCGAAAGGUCAUCGUUGUGUGUUCAUGUUGUAUCGUCGGCGCUCAAUCGCCUGUUCUUGCAUAUCUGCUUUCCUAUCUAUUCCCUUCGCACGUUCGUCUUCGCCUUCUAGCCAUUGCUUUUACCUUUCCGCCGUAUGGACCUGAUUACUGUGUAUACCCCAGGCUAUCACCUCCGGCAUCUUCGUGUUCGUGGACGAACUCUGAUUAUUCGCUUUCUACUGCUUUUCGAAUGCUGCAUUGCUUUGUUUAUCUGGAACCUACGGAAGCAGAUGGUGCAUGCAUACGCGCUGGAUGCACUGGUCAAUUCGGGGGCCCUGACGCCGCAAUCCAACUAUACGCUGUGACUGUUGGGGCUCCGUACUCACCUAUCCCCUUUUGCCAUAACUGGCGUUGAUGUUGACAACGAUGCGGGACCGCUCACCACUGGAUGCCUGCUGAAACC
This is a messenger RNA of Schizophyllum commune H4-8, 3230 nucleotides long. RefSeq lists its product as uncharacterized. NCBI's taxonomy places the organism in Eukaryota, Fungi, Basidiomycota, Agaricomycetes, Agaricales, Schizophyllaceae. The annotation marks the transcript as partial. The transcript is spliced from 6 exons. The record is from RefSeq and is a predicted model, not a curated record.